This is a messenger RNA of Salvia splendens (bonfire salvia), 1920 nucleotides long. Its product is annotated as protein PGR. The transcript is spliced from 7 exons. Gene Ontology annotation, cellular component: membrane. Lineage: Eukaryota; Viridiplantae; Streptophyta; Magnoliopsida; Lamiales; Lamiaceae. The coding region runs from base 919 to 1803 and encodes 294 amino acids. The record is from RefSeq and is a predicted model, not a curated record.
UCAUUUAUGAGGAAUACGCAACUGGUCAAAAUGAGCAGCUGCGAUUGUACAAAGAGAGCAACUCUACUGAGUUUAGACUUCAGAGUUAGACGGAGCAGUAUUAAAUUAAGAGGGGAGGUUCGCUUCCCAUUCAAAACCGUCGAUAACAGAGUUCAAACUUCAUUCAUCUACACAAUUUUCUUCAUUUUUCGAGUACUUUUUGAUCACCAGGGCCUAAGGGCAUCCGCAACGCGUCUCGUUGCGGUCUCUAUCUCGUCUCGGAGAGACGAGACGGCAGCGAGACAGCGUUGCGGGCUCCGUCUCAUCCCCGGCCCGUCCUCAUCCUGUCCCGUAACUCGUCGCGGAGAGACACUUGUCGAGCUGUCUCGCCACGCGCGUUGGCAACGUGGCGAGCUGCUGUUCGUCCGUGAGUGGGCGUCGUUUAUUUCCGUUGAAAAUGUAUUUUUUAUUAUUAUUUUUUUAAAAAUUCAGAAAAAUUUGAAAAAUAAAAAAAAAAAUCCUAAAAUUAUACUAGCUGUUUAUAGUCGGUUUUUACAAAUUUUUUAUUUUUUUGAAUUUUUUUAAGCCCCCAAUCACUUAUAUAAAUAUCAAAUCAUUCCUACAAAUUAAUCCAAAAAAAACUCUCUAUUCUCUCUCAAACACUCUACAUUCUUCAUCUCAAAACACUAUUCUUCUCCCAAAUUUAAUCCAUUUAUGGAUCCAUUUGAGCAAAUACGUCGAAUAAUGGAAGAAUUGCUAGCAGAAGAUCGACGUCAGGAGGAGGAGGAAGCCGCGGCGCCUCAAAGGCGAUCCCGGACUUACAUCCAUCGUAACCAGGAGGAAGCUGUCGCAAGUCGCAUUCGAGUCAUAGGAGACAGUGAUGCAGAAAAGCUUUCACUAAUCCGGAAAUUUUAUUUUUAUUCUUAGCCUCUCCCAAAGAUGGACGAGUCAACUUGUGAUAUGGAAAGAAAUUUAGUACAACUAUUGGUUGCAGCAGUUCUUUCAGCUGCAAUUUCCAUCAGGUCAUAUAGAAAGAAGUCCCUUGACCUUUCUGGAGCUCUUUCUGGUUUUGCUGUUAUGACGAUUCAUUUUGCCGUCAAUUACAGGUUUGGUGCUCUGUUACUUGCCUUCUUUGUUUCUUCUUCACUGUUAACCAAAGUCGGAGAGGACAAAAAGAAGAAAGUUGAUGCAGAUUUUAAGGAGGGUGGCCAACGCAAUUGGAUACAAGUUUUUUCUAAUAGUGGUAUAGCAACAAUUUUAGUCCUGAUUGCUUGGGCACAAGUGGGCAUGCAGGACUUUUGCCUAAAUUCGAAAGAAUCGCGUCUCAUGACAUAUCUAGCUGGUGGCAUUCUUGGUCAUUACUGCUGCUCGAAUGGAGACACAUGGUCGUCUGAGCUCGGGGUUCUCAGUGAUGAGCAACCAAGGCUUAUUACAAACUUCAAGCCAGUUCAGAAGGGUACUAAUGGUGGCGUGACGAAGGCAGGAUUUCUUGCUGCUGCAGCUGCGGGCUCUGUGCUUGGACUUACAUUUGUUAUCUUGGGAUUUCUGACUACCAACUGCACUUUCAAUGUAGCUAUGAAGCAGCUAUUGUUGAUACCAGUUUCAGCUCUUUCGGGAUUGUGUGGAAGUGUUAUCGACUCUUUAUUGGGAGCAACCCUCCAAUACAGUGGUUUCUGCAGUGUCCGAAAGAAGGUUGUGAGUAAAGCUGGACCGACGGUGAAGAGGAUAUCGGGUCUUAGCAUACUCGACAACAAUGCAGUGAAUUUUGUGUCGAUUCUGUUAACGAGUACGCUGACUUCCAUAGCUUGUUCAUGCAUAUUCUGAGGUCUGCACUCACACAAAUCACAAUUAGAUGGUAAAGAUCUUGAAUUCCAUGUGUAACUAAUAAUGUUGGAGCAUGAUUUCAAUCAAUAAAAUGUUUUUGCAAUCCUCAUAUGCAAA